CCGCUCCUCCACCCAACCUCCACCACCCCCGCGUUGCCGCCCGCCGUAAGACGUUCCUCUCGCGGCUCAAUCAUCGUAUGCGGCGUUCAUGGCACACAGAAGCAGCUUGUCGGAGAAGGAGGGCAAUACCUAUUGCGCCUACCUCACGCUGCGGCUGGGAAACGCGGGGCGCUGUCUCCUGACGAAUGCGACUGGGAGAGAAGAACACGAACGAUUAGCGUUGUCGGGGACUAUCUUGGUGCGUCCAAAGCGCGUUUUUGCCGACUUUUCACGUCCUGACCGUUUUGUCCGCAGAACUCCUUAUUCUUCCGCGCUCAAUUAUGCUCGUAUACGCUCUCUGCUGCCGCUCGCCUCCACGACCUGCGUCUUCUGCGAAUACCACGCAAGAACCACGCGUGAACGCGAAGAAGGGAGAUGGUGGAGUCGGUGUGAGGAGGGAAAGAGUAAAGCUAUCCGCAACGGGCUGCAGGGUGGUCUCCCCUUUCAAAUCCUGGCAGCGCUGCUCAAUUCUACCCAGGCUUUCGUCGUGGCGCUCGCUCGUCGAGAAGAAGAGGAGAGGACAAUGCUCAUCUCGUUCGCCAGCAGCAGACAUCAAAUGCACUCCGAGUCGCCUCCACUAUUUGUUUCCUCGAAUUCGCCGUACGACGCUAUAUGUGGCGCUUCUACAAUCCUCUUGGGACUUCGCAUUGCGGUAACAAUACACUCUCUACUCGCUCUCUUCCCGCGCGCCACACAUCUGGAGGAGACGAAGACGAACCCGCGACGCGGGCAAGCCAGCCACAUCACCUGCUCCUUCAUCGACCAUUUCCCGUGCCCGUCGUCCAACGCCAAAUUCUUCUCUCCCGGUAAAGCUAUGAUGAAUCCCGUUGCCGGCGCAGAUGCAGCUUCCCAGACAGCGCCUCUAAUAUACGCGGGACAUAUAUUCGGGAAGUGGCGCGUUGUCAAGCAACCUGCCGGUGCAAUCUGCCUCGAUGGGGACAAGCAAAGGCGACCCGAUCGGUGUCUAACCCGUCGAUGCCCAGGUCGGGGACUUGUCGCGCCAGCACGGGAGAAACGGGAUAUAGUGCUCGGGAGAGCGCUGCAAACUUGUCGUGCGCGGCGUCGGGGAGUCCGGGCCGAGUGCGUACAUGCGGAGGCGCGCUCGCGGUGGUCAAACGCGGAAGAGGGCGGGGACGCCCUUUGUGCUGGCGCGGGCGGCGAGGGGAUGGUGAUUGAACGGGCAUGUGGGGGAAUUAUGGACGGAGGUCGGACCCUGGGGAGUGGGAACUCCGUGCUUCCAACCCCCGAUCGGAAGAUCACCCGCGGGUCGCGGGCAAGGUUGAUAUAUAUGGGGGCUUUAGGCGAGCUCCUUGUCCAUUCCUUUCUCCCCUUCCGCAAGACCUCGCCGAUCGCCAACCUUCCCAGCCCCAGAUCUGUCAUGUCCUACGCCGGAGAGUAUUACCCCAGUGCACCCGAUAUAUCGCCUGCCGCAGACCAUGCGGUUGCGGCCCCACCCACCGGCCCGGGUCCGGCCGGCGACCCCGGGGACCCGGCGCCGCAGCCCUCCGCCCGUGUCACGUUGCGCCGGUGCUGCUUCAACUGCUGGACGACGGACACGAGCGGGUGGCGCCUGAGCAAGCUUUCGGCGGGGAAGAUCGUGUGCGACGAGUGCGGGCUGUUUGAGCGCAGGCACAAGCGCCCGCGCCCGGUGCGCUUUAGGCAUGAGCGGCCGGCUGGGUACGUGGAGAGUGGGGUGUAG
Molecule: messenger RNA, 1738 nt
Organism: Mycena indigotica
Lineage: Eukaryota; Fungi; Basidiomycota; Agaricomycetes; Agaricales; Mycenaceae
Product: Gata transcription factor
Exons: 7
Coding region: 89-1738 (549 amino acids)
Biological process (GO): regulation of DNA-templated transcription
Molecular function (GO): zinc ion binding; sequence-specific DNA binding
Source: RefSeq, a predicted model, not a curated record